This is a messenger RNA of Geosmithia morbida, 1881 nucleotides long. RefSeq names its product Homeobox domain. The transcript has 3 exons. The record is from RefSeq and is a predicted model, not a curated record. Gene Ontology annotation, biological process: cell differentiation; regulation of transcription by RNA polymerase II. Lineage: Eukaryota; Fungi; Ascomycota; Sordariomycetes; Hypocreales; Bionectriaceae. Gene Ontology annotation, molecular function: DNA-binding transcription factor activity, RNA polymerase II-specific; RNA polymerase II cis-regulatory region sequence-specific DNA binding. Bases 1 to 1881 code for a protein of 626 amino acids.
AUGGCUACCGACCUUGACCAGUCGGUGUCUCUUGGCCAUGCCGACUCGGUUGGAACGCCUCUGUCUGCCCCUGACCAGUACUCUGCCAUGAUGGCCGCAGCUCAGACGCCAGUCUCCGCCGCUCCCAGCAAGCAGACCCCCUCACCCGCUACCUCGAACGGAACCGGCCAUAUGUCAGCCUCCCAGUCGGCUUCUCGGCGACCUCCCCGCAAGAGCACCCUGACCCAGCAGCAAAAGAACCAGAAGCGCCAGCGUGCCACUCAGGAGCAGCUGGCGACGCUGGAACUCGAGUUCAACAAGAACCCUACCCCUACGGCUCUCGUUCGUGAAAGGAUAGCGGAUGAGAUUAACAUGACGGAGCGCUCUGUCCAGAUCUGGUUUCAGAACAGGCGUGCCAAGAUUAAGAACCUGGCCAAGAAGAGCCUCGAGACGGGAGAAGACAUUGACUCGAUCCCUGAGUCGAUGAGGGCGUACCUGGCCAUGCAGGCAAUGGAAUCAGGGAAGGGCAUUGGUGGCAGCUACUUUGGCCGAACUGGGCUGUCGCCCUUUGGUCACAGUGGUAUGCUCCUCGGCGACCCUAACGCGAAACUUCGUGUAGUGAUCAACCACCUCACCUGUCGGUCUCUGAGCAUCGGCGAGUGGACGCGUGUUGGGCAGAACGCCAUGGACCUGGUUGUCUUUUACUCUCCUGAUAAGGGAACCAUCACCUACUACAUUAACAACGAACAGGCCGGAUACAAGAUAGAAUACCCCUUUGCCUACGUCAAGAACAUCUACCUGGACAAUAAUGAGAACGACCCCAACAAGAUGGGUGGCAUCGUCAUCGAGCUCGCCAGGCCGCCUCACUUCCUCAUGGACUGCUCCAACGGCGCUGGUUUUUCUCAGGUCGGCGACUUUACCCAGGACCAACAGGCCAGUCACUGCCUGGUGCACCACCUGGGCGGUAACCCCAAGGUGCUGAGCGGCCAACUUGCCAAGCUGGUCUCGCUCGACACCUUCAUGAACCGCCACAACCCUGCUGCCAUUGCGCCGCCUCAUCCCUUCCCCGAGCCUCACGGUGCCCCCAUGUCGGCGCCUGUCUCGCCCACGGCCCGUCCGUCAUCGCAGCCCAACUUCCACCAGCCUCCCAUGCCCCUGUUCCAGGAGCCUUGGGGCGUGCAUCAGAUGCACUCGGGCAUGGGCCCGCCACAGGGUCACAAGCGGCAGCGUAGCCGCUCGGUUCCCGGACCCGUAGACUUUGCCAUGUUCCAGAACCAGCCUAUGCCCUCGUUUUACAUUCAGCCUCCCGGCGAGAUGGGACUACCCCAUACCCCGAACAUCUAUGCCCCUGUUCCUCAGCAGCCGCCCCAGGUGAACGCCAACCUGCGCAUCGACACGCAGGCUGGAUUCAGCCUCGAUAUGCGUCAGUACCCGAUGUCGGCCACCACUGCAUCGCCCUCGGAGUUCCCUGGCAGCCCCGGCUUCUUCCCCCCUCAUGCUCAGGAGGCCACGUCGGUUCCCACCACCAGCUACGGCGUGACCCCUUACAACCAGGGUUACCUGUCACCGAUGCCCGGAGCCGAUGCUACUUCGCUGCCUACUGCGACGAUGUCGUUCCACACGCCGCCGGAGCCGUCUAUUGUUGAGCAGUCGCCACCGAUGGGCAUGAUGGGCCGUCCUGGGUCCACCGAGGUGUACAACCCCAACGAUGGCUCGUGUGCCGUAUCUGACGAUGGCGCCAGCCUCAACGAGAUGUACUCGAAGCACACGCUGACGCUGCCGAUGCAUUCGCAUUCCCCCGCGUUUGUCCACUCGCAGCAGGCCGAGCUUGACAUGGACCAGCUUGUGUCGUUCGACCCCGCCAGCAUGUCCCCCGAGGCUGUGCAUGCAACGACGCAGUAA